GUUACAGGUUACUAUUAUUGUAAAAAAUUAUUAUUGUUGUGUGAGUUCACUUUGACUUUCGAUGAUGCCAACAAGGAAAGCUCCCGAUGAAAGGACCGGUCAGUUUGGCAAUACUUCAGGCGAACAAGCGACCGAUAAUGGUCGGACGUUACAAUGGACUAACGGAUUAGGAUCAUCAAAUGCUUUCAUCACGCUGGUUAGUGGUCCAGCACCGAAUUCAGGAAGUGGAACGGAAUCGAGAACUGUUUCAACAAAUGUUUGGCAUAGUAAUGAUGCCAGUGAUGUGAAUUUUGCUGAUCAAAGUAAUACGCAACAAUUGCUUGCUUCUACGGAAAAGGUUCAGCGUAAUUAUGGCAAUACUGAUGACAGUUCGACUAAUGCUCAUAGCGAACAUACUACGGUGACGGCAAUGUCAUUCAGUGACCAUAUUUACUCACCUUCGAAUUUAAUUACCACGACAUCGGAAUCAUCUGUUAAACCAGAAUUAGAUGUUGUGGUCGUAGGUGGAAGUGCAAAGUCGCCGUCAACUGUAGAAGAUCGAACAACAAAAGCAAGAAUAAUAUGGACGGAUGAUCUACGUGAAAUUUUAAUACAAGAAAUGAAGAAACGACCCUGUUUGUGGGAUCAUAACCAUCCAAAAUAUAGAGAUUUACAGUAUGCGGCAAGUGAAAGGAACGAAGUUAUAGAAUCUUUCUAUCAUCGAACGGGAUAUGCUUUGAAUGCGGAUGAUAUAGCGAGACAGUGGAAGUCUUUGAGAGACCAAUACGUACGCUUCAUCAACAAAAUCAGAAAUAUGGAACCUAAUGAUUGCCGAUUUCCAUCAUUCAAAUUUUCCGAAGAGCUGAAAUUUCUGAUGCCUUACAAGCAGUUGCCGCAAUCUCGAUACUGCAUCAUGAUGAACGAAGAAAAUGGCCUGCAAAACUUAGGUGAAAAUAUUCCGUCGAAGGAUUCGUGCUCUGAAUUUGCAGUCCCCGGCACUUCUUCUGCUACAAGUUUAUUGCCAAUCCGCCGUAAAAGAAAACAUGGCAGGUCAUCGGAUUACAAAACUCAGAAGGAUAUCGACUCAAAAACACAUGAUAGAGAAGACAGUUGUUUCUCUAGGAUGGAUGAAUUUGAUCAUUUUGGCUUGUCAAUUGCCGAUUAUAUUCGAGGAAUUGCAAAGCUUGAUGAAAAAGCAGCGGUAUGGAUAAGAGGUGAGAUUUGGACGUUGUUGACGAAGUGUCGGAUGAAAACACUAGAGGGAUGCAGUGGAAACGGUACCAGUUAAUAUUUUAAGUGAUGAAGGAAGAAAUGAUAUUAGGUACAAAAUUGUAUGCAUUUGAAUGUUGAGAAGUGAAGUUUUGUGUUACUGCGAAUUUAUUAUAUCCUCUUUAGAAACUUCCAGUUACAUCUUAUUCAGUGUUAAUAAUGGUGUUACUUCUAGUACUGAUAGUUUAGACUGUCAUUCUAUAGGACUCUAUAGGACGUGAUAUCAUGCGGUAACUGGUGUUUAAUUCUUCGUGGAUUUUUCACGACAGUUAUAUUUAACCGCAUUUAUAAUAAUGAAUUAGAUAAUGCAGAAAAAUGUUCGUUCUCUAACAAUUAAUUUUACCAUCGACAACCUUUUUCAUUCCAAAAUAUUGUAAAUUUUGAUUUGUUAUACGUUAUUAUUUAUGAUGUCUCCAUUGUAAAUUAUGCUGAUACUGAGACGUUUUGUUAGGCGCAUAUUUUUUAUGAGUAUAGGUUAUGAACCCUUUCUCGUAUCUUACUUCCUUUAGCAAGAGUAGAUAUUGGGA
Loa loa (African eye worm) is the source of this 1775-nucleotide messenger RNA. RefSeq lists its product as hypothetical. Gene Ontology annotation, cellular component: transcription regulator complex; nucleus. The coding region runs from base 62 to 1267 and encodes 401 amino acids. The record is from RefSeq and is a predicted model, not a curated record. Gene Ontology annotation, biological process: regulation of transcription by RNA polymerase II. The transcript is spliced from 8 exons. NCBI's taxonomy places the organism in Eukaryota, Metazoa, Nematoda, Chromadorea, Rhabditida, Onchocercidae.